Messenger RNA from Paramacrobiotus metropolitanus, 1671 nucleotides. Its product is annotated as phosphatidylinositol transfer protein alpha isoform-like. NCBI's taxonomy places the organism in Eukaryota, Metazoa, Tardigrada, Eutardigrada, Parachela, Macrobiotidae. The transcript is spliced from 9 exons. Gene Ontology annotation, cellular component: cytoplasm. Bases 508 to 1401 code for a protein of 297 amino acids. Gene Ontology annotation, biological process: phospholipid transport. Gene Ontology annotation, molecular function: phosphatidylcholine intramembrane carrier activity; phosphatidylcholine binding; phosphatidylinositol binding. The record is from RefSeq and is a predicted model, not a curated record.
UACGAUUAAGAUAGCAGCAGCAGUUUACAGUAGUUUGUGGUAGCAGUAGUUUACACAACAAGCUUUUCAAUUAAGUACUUAUGUUUAUCCGAUGAAAUUUGAAUACGAUUACGUCAUUCAUAUGGCUGAAAAAUUAGUUUGUAUUUUAAUGGACCUCAGAAUUUCGAGUGCUUAUAUAUUAUGCUUUUGCCUAAAACAGUGUUUACACACAGCGUUUUGGUGGUGGUAGCUGCUUAAGGAACAUUUGCCAGUGCGAAUGAAAUAAAAUAAUCUAUUACUUAUUACGAUCUUUGAGGGAAUCUUAAUUGCAAUUUGUGAUUUAUCGUUUUUGUGACGUACUGUGCAUGUUUGUUGCAAGAACACCCGAUGUAUCCAUAAACUGCUGCUUUUGAUUUCUGCAAAGCAAAUACAAGUCUAACAGCAGUACAAUGUAUUAAAUGUUCGGGCAUUCAUUGUUUUACCGUACGUGUCACUUGAAUUUGUGAGGUGAAAGUUGAAACGCUGACAAUGAUAAUAAAAGAAUACCGAAUAAUUCUUCCGAUAUCGAUGGAAGAGUAUCCUAUCGCUCACUCAUAUACAACAACUGCUGUAAUUCGACAAGAUUUGGCACUUGGAGAUGAUAUCGAGAUAUCGAAGAGCGAACCGGUGACGAAUAUUCGUUUGCCAGAUGGAAAGCGCACCAGUGGUCAUUUCGUCCACAAGGUUUAUCAUUUGCGCAGGCAAGUUCCAAAAUGGGCGAAAGUCUUGGCUCCUAAGGAACUGCUCGUGCUUCAUGAAAAAACUUGGAAUGCUUUUCCUUAUUCACGCACUGAGUUUUCGAAUCCAGAGUUUCUAAAAGAAAAACUAUCUCUGCGCCUUGAUUCCAUAUGCGCUCCGGAUCGCGGCACUUCAGAAAAUAUUCACUGCUUGACCCCAGCGGAACUGGCGCAAAGAGAAAUAAUCUACCUGGACAUUGCCGGCGAACAGAUUCCGCGUAAGGAGUAUAAGGCUGAAUGCGAUCCAAAAAUAUACCGUUCCACGCGAACCGGAAGAGGGCCGCUGGUCGGGGAUUGGCAGCAUUCGGUCUCUCCCGUCAUGUGUUGCUACAAACUCAUGACAAUGGAUUUCAAAUGGCUUGGACUCCAGGAUAAGGUUGAGAAAUAUGCAUACGAGGCUGAACGAAAAGUGUUCUGCCAGUUUUACCGCCAAAUGUUUUGCUGGAUAGACCAGUGGUAUGGGCUCACGCAGGCGGACGUGCGCGCAAUGGAAGAAGAUACCUGUCGGCAAAGCUGCAGCCGUGCUAACAGGCCCCAGGGUUUGUUUGGGAGCAAAUCGGCCGUCCUACUGCCGGCACGGGCUGCGCGUCUCGUGCCGGAAUCCAAAUCAUUGUCUCUUCCGUUAGACCCAUCCACCGGGUUUUAAUUCUGAUCGCAAUUCUGUUUCUAAAAUCUGAUUUCAGUACGUGCUACGUUUUAUAGUGCAUGCAUAACAUAUUAUCUUCCACUGGCCGUGUGCAUUUUGGUUUACAAGUUUUGGUUAUCUGGAAGGCUGCUAGCUGCGGCGGGUACUUAUCGUACCUAUCGGACCUUGCCAUUUUGCUACGUUCUGCAGAGUGCAGACUUGUUUUUAGCAAUUUUGGGAGUCAAAAUUGCCAUUGGCAUUAAGCAUUUAUAAAAUAUUGAUAUUGUAUAA